Messenger RNA from Striga hermonthica, 1530 nucleotides. The record is from the annotation of a GenBank genome assembly. Lineage: Eukaryota; Viridiplantae; Streptophyta; Magnoliopsida; Lamiales; Orobanchaceae.
AUGGAAACACAAGUGAUCUACUCCUCACUCGCCCUCCUCCUCCUAUUCCUACUAACCCUACUCCUCUCGGCCCGCCGACGUUCCCGGCCUGGCCCGAACCUCCCCCCGAGCCCCCCCGGCUCCCUCCCCCUCAUCGGCCACGUCCACCUCCUCAAAACCCUCGUCCACCGCACCCUCCACGACCUCGCCCGAGACGUGGGCCCCAUUUUCACCCUCCGCUUCGGCCGCCGCCCUGUCGUCGUCGUCUCCUCCGCCGCCCUGGCGGCCGAGUGCUUCGACCGCCACGACCUCAUCCUCGCAACCCGGCCCGAGGCCUCCGUCGACCGCAACUCACUCGGCUUCGGGCCAACCACCGUCAUCGGAGCCCCGUACGGGCCCCACUGGCGAGGCCUGCGAAGGCUCUGCGACCUUGAAGUGUUCGGCACGACCCGACUUGCGUCGUUCUUCCCGACGCGGGCCGACGAGCGCGACCGUAUGGUCUCGGGCCUUUACCGCCGGGCCGUCGGGACAGGCCGGGCGGCCGAGGUCGACGUGGAGGCCGUGAUCGUGGAGUUGACUUUCAACAACAUAAUGAGGAUGGUGGCCGGGAAGAGGUACUACGGGGAGGAGGCGGAGGAUGACGAGGAGGCCAAGACGUUCCGGGAUUUGACAAAGGAGGCCCUCGAGUUGACCAGUGCGGCCAACCCGGGAGAGAUUUUCCCCAUCCUGAACUGGCUCGGUUUGAAUGGGCUCGAGAGGAAGUUGGCGAGUCAUGCCCGCAAAACGGACGACUUCAUGCGCGGUUUGCUCGACCAACACAGGCGGGCACGUGGAGGAGAUACGAUGGUCGACCGUCUGCUAGCGAUGCAGGAAAAGGAGCCCGAUUACUACACGGACGAACUUAUUACUGGCCUCAUAGUUGCGCUGAUAAUUGCGGGGACGGAUGCAUCCGUAGUAACAACCGAAUGGGUCAUGACCCUUCUACUGAACAACCCGGAAGUAAUGGAGAAGGUCAGGCAAGAGCUCGACACCCACGUGGGCUCUGACCGAAUGGUCGAAGAACACGACCUCCCCAAUCUCCGCUAUCUGCACUACGUAGUCAUGGAGACUCUGAGGCUGUACCCUUCCGUCCCGAUGCUGGUCCCGCACGCCCCGUCUCGGGACUGCGAAAUCGGGGGUUACACUGUUCCCAAGGGCACUAUGGUUUUGGUCAACGCAUGGUCAAUCCACAGGGACCCCGCCACGUGGGACGACCCGUUGGCCUUCAAGCCCGAAAGAUUUGAGAAAUUGGAGGUGGAGAAUCACAAGCUUUUGCCGUUUGGGAUGGGGAGGAGGGCCUGCCCGGGGGCAGGACUGGCGCAAAAGUUCGUGGGAUUGGCCGUCGGGUCGUUAAUCCAGUGCUUCGAGUGGGAGAGGCCCGGCCCGGAGAAAAUCGACAUGGCGGAAGGUUCCGGAACAACUCUGCCUAAGGCCGAGCCGCUCGUGGCCGUUUGCAAGCCGAGGAGCGACAUGGAGAAGGUCUUGAAACGCAUUUCCUACAGUAGUAUAUGA